GGUUAAAAUAAAAUAAGGAUGUAUGAUGAUCAAAAACAUGUUAAUUGAGAAAUAUCCUAAAUUCUGAAUGUCUGAAUUCAUUUGUUGCUUAAAUAUACUAUAGAAACUCUCAGCUAUACACGAAGUUGCAUUUUUGACCCAUGUUGCGAAUUAGAAAGGGUUAAACAUGGCAAUGACCCAAAGCUUACAGCCAAAACAGCACUGGAGAGGCUCUUAGAGACUCUCCAGUGAAUAUAUUUACAUGGACAACAAAGCUCAUACUUAAACCCCAUCAGUGAAGAAACCUGAAGAUGGCAGUGCACAGAUAAUUGCCAACUGAUUUGACUGAUCCUGAGAGGAUCUGCCCCAAAUAAUGGGUUAAACUUCCCUUUUUCUGGUCUGAAAGUCCAACAAGUCCAGCAGAUAUAAUGGCAAAAAGCUCUCUACAAAGUAUUUAAAUUAAAACUCUGAUACGUUACUGAAUCUACUGUUUUUUAAAUAUAUAUUAACUAAGCUUUGUAUCUAAAAUUGAAUAAAAAUAAGUUGAAUAUCAUUUUAAAUGCAAGUUAAACUUUUAAAAUUGGAAUUGAUUAGAAACAAACACAUAAAACUGGAUAAGAGGGAGGAUCAGGAGGCUCAGAAUAAGAUGGGAGGAACUUGAAUGGAAGGCUUGAAGAUCAAAAAGGUGACGGAAAAACAAAUCAGUAGGAAAAUGAGAAACAAAAAGAAAAACAGAAUAAAAAAAAGAUGGAAUAAAGAAAAAGAUAAGAAUAGCAUUUAAGCAAUUGAAACUAAAAGUCCGGACCAUGUACCUAACCAUGUAUCCACUGCACCUCAAUUUUUCCUUUUUGCCAUGCUUCUUUUUCUUUAUUUUAAUUGUUUAAUGGAUGACAAUAGAAUGCUUUGACUUCCUGCAAUUAAUACAAAAAUCCUAAACAUCCUAAAAAACAAACCCAAUUAAGAUUGAGAUUAAUCCAAGCCAAGACAACGUCUUUUAAAGUAAAAAAUAAUAAGAAUAAAAGAACUUUAUAGUUAAAGUUGGAGAAUAGUUAGUAUAUUUAUGUCAAUGUUUCAGAACAAUGAAUGUAUUUAAUAGAUAUUGAUUUUUCCCCAUGAUUUAAAACAAUGUGUCCUCUAUGCCAUGUGUGCAGCUGUUGUGUUCCUGUGUGUUUGUUCAUUUGCAUUUAUUCACGCCAUGCAAAUGAUCAUCAUUGACUCAAUGACCGCAGAGAUGUACAGUAUCUUAUCUUGCCGCACACAACCUAUCAGAAGAGACGCACUAGGUGAGUCAUGAGGUCAGCACUGCAUUGUCUCCUGCUGUUCUCAGCUCUGUGGACUCUCUCCUUCUGUGGAACUCCUCAGUUUUAUGUGGUGAACUACAAAUUGAACUGGACUGAAGCUCAGAAAUACUGCAGAGAGAGCUUCACUGACUUGGCAACCACUGAGAACCAGGAGGAAAUGGAUGCUGUAAAAGCUGCUCUCAACGGUAAAACAGGCCAUUUCUGGAUCGGAGUGAGACAGCAACCUGGACUGAGCAUCAUUAACUGGAUCUGGUCAGAUGGGAGGGGGAACUCUUCAUACAGAAACUGGUACCCUGGACAACCAAGCAACCCUGUGGGUGAUAGCUGCGUGCAGUUAUGGAGUGAAUAUGGAUUCCAGUGGAAUGAUGUGUCCUGCCAUUGGCCAGAUGCAUUUGUCUGCUAUGAUGAGAUUCCACUCGUCCUGAUUAAACAGAACAAGACGUGGAGAGAAGCUCUGAGAUACUGCAGAAAGAAUCAUGUGGACCUGGUCUCUGUUGAGAAUGAAACAGUUCAGAACUGGGUGGAGAUUAUUGCUAAAAAUGCCUCCACUGAUAAUGUGUGGGUGGGUCUGCGUCACACCUGCACCAUGGGGUUCUGGUUCUGGGUGAGUGGAAACUCCAUCUGCUACCAGAACUGGGCUCCAGGAAAUGGAACAGGAGUGGAGGACUGCAGUAAAGGAGAAAGAACAGGAGGUGUUCAGACUGGAAGUAUGAAGUGGAUCAGUCUGCUUGAGUACAAGAACCUCAACUUCAUCUGUUCCACCAACUAGAACAGAUCUAAUGUUUACAUUUGUGUCAACAGCUAUGCAGAGUUAGAGUCAUAGACGAACAUUGUUCAAAACUUUACAUGAAAAAUUACAAUUCUACCAGUAAACCCUUAACCUUAACUACUUAAACUAUUUGAUAAGAAUCCAUAUCUGAUGUACAAGUCUUGUACAGGGGUUGGACAAUAAAACUGAAACACCUGGUUUUAGAGCACGAUAAUUUAUUGUGGCAAUGGACAGUUCUGGUGGAAACAGGAGA
Messenger RNA from Astyanax mexicanus (Mexican tetra), 2302 nucleotides. Its product is annotated as macrophage mannose receptor 1-like. The coding region runs from base 1270 to 2049 and encodes 259 amino acids. NCBI's taxonomy places the organism in Eukaryota, Metazoa, Chordata, Actinopteri, Characiformes, Acestrorhamphidae. The record is from RefSeq and is a predicted model, not a curated record. The transcript is spliced from 5 exons.